ACUCUAGAUAUACAAAUAACUAUUAUCCACUACCAUUUUAACGUGGACCACACUAUAGCGCAUUGUACUACGAUUGAAUACAAAGCGCAAGCGCCGUUGCUGCAUGUUGGGUUGCUCUACAGUGUCAAGUUUUCAACUGUCGUCUGAAAAUUUAUUGAUUUCUUGUCCAAUGAGCAAUGGCCACCAUAGUGAUAUCAAACAGCUGAUAUCAUUUGACGUUUGUCGUUUCUCGUUUGUGUAUCAGUCGAAUUUUAGGUUAGAAUAUUAGGAUUGUCAAUAACAAUUAUUGAUUGAAAAUAAAUUUGUCGUCUUUAAAAUAAUUUUUUAUUUAGAUUCAUCUAAAUGAAAUUCAUUCAAAUUCAACGCUAUGUAAUCGAAUAAUUUUUUACAAUGUAUUAUUCUAAAGGCGGGCCUCACAUCUUUUACAUAAUUUCUUGUUUUCUUUUCUGUCUUGGUGGGAAUGAAGGUAUUGGAAUUAGAAAUUAUGACAAGAAAGAAUUGUAUGCUCUCAGAGAGGAAGUGAGAGAGAUGUUUGAACAUGCCUACUCCAGCUACCUUCAAUAUGCUUAUCCAUACGACGAAUUGAGGCCUCUAACUUGUGAUGGUAUUGAUACGUGGGGAAGCUACUCGCUAACGUUGAUUGAUGCAUUGGAUUCGUUGGUUGUAAUGGGUAACUACUCAGAGUUCCAAAGAGUGUAUGACAUUGUGACUACCAAAGCCAAUUUCGACUCAAACAUCAAUGUUUCUGUUUUUGAAACAAAUAUCAGGAUUGUCGGAGGUCUUUUGAGCGCCCAUCUUCUCUCUCAAAGGGCCGGGGUGGAGGUGGAGCCAGGCUGGCCGUGCAACGGGCCACUGCUGCGACUGGCCGAGGACGUGGCGCGUCGGCUGAUUGCCGCCUUCGAUACGAAUACGGGCAUGCCCUACGGCACGGUCAACCUGCGCAGCGGCGUGCCGCCAGGUGAGACUAGUGUCACAUGCACGGCCGGCGUCGGCACCUAUAUUGUCGAGUUUGGCACACUGUCAAGGCUCACCGGCGACCCUGUAUACGAGGAGGUAGCGCUGAAUGCAAUGCAUGCGCUGUACAAGCAGCAGUCGACGAUCGGCCUGGUGGGCAACCACAUCGACGUGUCGUCGGGACGCUGGACGGCGCAGGACUCGGGCAUCGGCGCCGGCGUCGACUCCUACUUCGAGUACAUGGUGAAGGGCGCCAUCCUGCUGCAGCGACCCGAACUGGUGGCCAUGUUUCAGGAGGCGCGCGCCUCCAUCGAUAAGUACCUGAAGCGCGGCGACUGGUACCUGUGGGUCUCUAUGCACAAAGGCCAGGUCACGCUGCCCGUCUUCCAGUCGCUCGAGGCCUAUUGGCCCGGCCUACUCAGUCUAGUCGGUGAUAUCGAUGCGGGAAUGAAGUCAAUGCACAACUACUAUCAAGUGUGGAAGCAGUACGGCUUCACGCCGGAAUUCUACAACAUUCCUCAGGCAGAAGUUGGCCUGAACCGGCAGAGCUACCCUUUGAGGCCCGAACUGGCCGAAUCAGCCAUGUACUUGUACCGAGCCACCGGCGAUCCGUUCCUCUUGGACAUUGGCGUUCACAUCCUGCGCAGUAUCCAGCACAGUGCUUACACGCCAUGUGGCUAUGCUACAAUAGAAGAUACCCGAGACCAUACUCAGGAUAAUAGAAUGGAAUCCUUCUUUCUGGCGGAAACAACAAAAUAUCUCUAUUUACUGUUUGACCCCGACAACUUCAUCCACAACAAGGGUCAGCAUGGAACAAUUCAUACUCUGCCGUCCGGAAAAGAGUGCAUUCUUGAUGCUGGUGGAUACAUAUUCAACACAGAAGCGCAUCCGUUAGAUCCAGGUGCUCUCCUUUGCUGUUCGGAAAGUCGGGAAGAGCAAAUAUCACACAGCAAAAAGCAGGGAGAUUCAAGAGGAGAGCGAUGGAAGACAUCAACUCCAACUGCUGAGCAAGAAGACUCAAAAGGAGAGCAAUGGAAGACAUCAACUCCAACUGCUGAGCAAGGAGACUCAAAAGGAGAGCAAUGGAAGACAUCAACUCCAACUGCUGAGAAAGAAGAUACAAAAGGAGAGCAAUGGAAGACAUCAACCCCAACUUCUGAGCAAGAAGAUGCAAAAGGAGAGCAUUGGAAGACCUCAACUCCAAGUGCUGAGCAAAAAGAGCAAAGGAAAAAACCAUCAGCUCAAACUGCUGAGCAAGGAGAGCAAAGGAAAACACCAUCAGCUCAAACUGCUGAGCAAGGAGAGCAAAGGAAAACACCAUCAUCUCAAACUCCUGAGCAAGGAGAGCGAAGGAAAACAUCAGCUCAAACUGCUAAGCAAGGCGAGCGAAGGAAAACAUCAGCUCAAACUGCUGAGCAAGGAGAGCAAAGGAAAACACCAUCAGCUCAAACUGCUAAGCAAGGCGAGCGAAGGAAAACACAAUCAGCUCAAUCUGCUAAGCAAGGCGAGCGAAGGAAAACACCAUCAGCUCAAACUGCUAAGCAAGGCGAGCAAAGGAAAACAUCAGCUCAAACUGCUGAGCAAGGAGGGCGAAGGAAAACAUCAGCUCAAUCUGCUGAGCAAGGAGGGCGAAGGAAAACACAAUCAGCUCAAACUGCUAAGCAAGGCGAGCGAAGGAAAACAUCAGCUCAAACUGCUAAGCAAGGUGAUUCAAGAGGAGAGCGAAGGAAGGCAUCACCUCCACCUGAGAGACACACUUUUUCGAAUGGUCAUCCUCAAACCGACAAAUUUAAAAAAAACAUUGAAAAAGAUGAAACAUCGAACGCUGGUGGAGAAUCGUUUAUAGAAAUAAAAUUGGAACAUAAGUCGGCCGAUGGUAAAGUGACGUCGCAUGUCAUCAUAGCCGAGCCUACUAUUCCAGAAGAAACUGCAAGUUCGCUCGUCAAGGAAAUGACCAACUUCUUGGAACUGGUUGAGAUAUCAGUGGAACUGCUAGUUGAGAAUUUAUCUACUUUGGAUCUUGGGAGCGGAACUAUCCCAUUGGAUAAGGUGUCAAUGGCUUGGAUUAAAAAUUUUGAACAGAACAAAUCAUCUCUUAAAAAGAUAAUAUCCGAUGGUUUGCAGAGAAAUCAUCGUAACGCCGCGAUUUUCAGAGAUGAAAAAUUUGUCUCAUUACUUCUGAAGACUAUCAUCAACAAUUCUUUAAUGCUUAUAAAACUGGCUUCAAAGGAAGAUGAUUCAGAUUCGCUGGAAAUGGACAAUAGCGGAACUUUUGAAGAGAAAGUGAUUCAUUUCCGGAUAGUUCACAAGAAAAUUUUUGUCAUCUACAACGAUCUGUAUGAGAAAGUUUACUUGGGGAACAAAGAUGAAGUUGACGAAGAGUCCAACUUGGAGAAGGAAGAUGAAGUUGACGAAGAGUCCAACUUGGAGAAGGAAGAUGAAAUUGACGAAGAGUCCAACAUGGAGAAGGAAGAAACGUCUGACAAAGAAAAUGUUACAAGUGAAGAAACUUCUAACAAAGACAAUGUGACAAGUGAAGAAACUUCUAACAAAGACAAUGUGACAAGUGAAGAUGGCAUUCCAGUUACGAGACUCGUGGAUGCGGAAUCGAACGACAGCUCUUUCGCUUCAGGAGUGUCAUCUGAGAACUGGAAAUCGGAAGAUACUCUGUAUCAAGUUGACGACAGAGAGAAAGUGUCACCUGUGUCAAGGUCCGAUGCAAGUCCGAUGUUCACUGAUCGCAUUGACGCCACCGCAGAGUCUUCAGUCACAGUCCCGGAGUUCGUUUCACAGUUUCUCACGCCUUCCGGCUCCGAUGGGCCAGAAUUUGAUCCUCAACGACUAUUGGAGAGAAUUAGAUCUAGUCCUGGAUACAAUCGCAAUACUUCGUGGCUAGAAAAUUAUGAAUUACUUUCUUGCAGGCCUCAACCUUUCUACACUAGGAUAUCAUUGUCCGGAGAAUUUUUCAACCCAAACUGAAAACAUUGACUUGGAAUAGAAUUCAGAGCACUCAGACCUCUUUAUGUAUUAUUUGAAUAUUCACUAUGAAGUUGAAUGGUCGACUCUAGUCAGUUAUUAAAAAAUAAAUGUAAUUUCUCGUGUAGAAAACGUAUCUCCAAAUAACAGUAGAAGAUGGCGAUAUAAAGGUAAAUACAAGUUAUGAGAUUCUAUUCGAAUGGCAUAAAUUCCACAUCAAGGAUUCAAUAAAAACUAUUCAAAACUCAAACUCUUUUGAAUUUCAUUAGCAAAACCUAGAAUCUCAUCUAUUUUUUGAUUCACGCCAAAAUGUUAAAUUGAAAAUAGCUUAGUAACUAGUUAGCUAAGUAGCUACCGUAGUAUUAAGAUACUAAAAUAACAGAUACUUCCCCCAUAAUAUUCCAGUCUUGUAUGAUGUCUAUGCAUUCUCAAGGCUAAGAAAACUGAUUCUGUGUUUCAUGAUUCUCGGUGAUUUGUACUUAAUCUCAAUAAGUAUAAUAGUAAGUUAUUGAAUAAUAAUAUUAUUUAUUAAUUAGAAGUAUAUAGCUGGCUAUGUAGUAACCUUAAGUUAAUCAUUUUCAUAUGAAAAGAAAGUCCGUAUAUGCUCCACCAAUUCACUAUAUGUGUUUUCUCUAUAUGAAUGGGAAGUAAAUAGCCAGUUAAAGUUGCAGGAAUACUGUGUUUUAUUAAAUAAGAUAAUUAUUGGUGUCGAUUAA
This is a messenger RNA of Nilaparvata lugens (brown planthopper), 4646 nucleotides long. RefSeq lists its product as uncharacterized. Gene Ontology annotation, biological process: carbohydrate metabolic process; endoplasmic reticulum mannose trimming; mannose trimming involved in glycoprotein ERAD pathway. Gene Ontology annotation, cellular component: membrane; endoplasmic reticulum. The transcript has 10 exons. Bases 391 to 3933 code for a protein of 1180 amino acids. NCBI's taxonomy places the organism in Eukaryota, Metazoa, Arthropoda, Insecta, Hemiptera, Delphacidae. The record is from RefSeq and is a predicted model, not a curated record. Gene Ontology annotation, molecular function: mannosyl-oligosaccharide 1,2-alpha-mannosidase activity; calcium ion binding.